CCGCGAGCGUCGUGCACCCUCCCUGCUGGUUUCUGCUGAUCGAGCAAACAUGGCGGAUUCGGAAAACAUUCGAAACGAGAGGAACCGAACAACGUAGUGCUCUCGAGUGGGUUGACAACGUGCCAUGUUGCUCGAUUGCGUAUCGCCGACGGCAUCCUGACCGACGUGCCUCGGCACUUAGGGAAAGCGCCUCCGGUUGACCGCGAAGCAUCUAGGAGAAGCGACGUUCGGGUGUUCGGCUGGAAAUAAUAAAUGGGUGCGUGGUGGUCGUGAUUACGAAGGCAGAGGACUACGACCUUCGGCUCGACGGGGCCACGGCUGCGUCGCGGACACGCGCGGGUCACCCGAGGUGCGAGUGACGCCGGAGCCUGGUUAACGCGUGGCUGAAGGUUCCUGCCGUUGGCGUGCGGACUCCGGGCGGAAUUCGCUGGCCAAGAUGACGAUCCUCUCGAAGAAGAAGCCCAGCGGGACAAAGGAUAGGCGCGAGGGUGGCGCUGGCUCCGAGGUCGACGUCCAUGGGGUUCAGAAUGAACACGGGUCCGGCAGCAUCGCUCUGCCGAACAGUCCCUAUCAGGUGCGAGGAAGCAACGGUUUCGGCGUAGACCUUCACGGAGUACAAAGCGACCAUGGCUCCGGCCCCAUAGUCCUGACUGGCAGCUCUUACGAGACAAAUGUCGAUCGCCGAGAGGAGAAGCACUUUGAAGAAGGUAGCGGCCCGAGUCAUGGCAAAAGACAUCGCCAGCGAGCUAGCCCUCAUAGUGGGUGUAUCGGUAGGAGUUCGCGUUCAAAACGUGAACGAGAGCGAGACAGAGGACGGGAAAGAGAUAGGGAGAGGGAACGCGAGAGGCAGGCAACUCCACCAGCUGCAUCUUGUAGUGGAUUACAAGGGACAGACAGUGCUAUGAUAAGUAAUAGUCGUAUGGCUAUUGUAGGUAAUGCUGCGAAUCACGAACACGAGCUGGCCAAUGGUUAUAACAGUGGCGACGAGUACACAGGUCGUACUGGGAAUAACCUCACCUUGGCGGAAUGGCAGGAGCGUGACAGAUGGUUUGAGAAACGUAUGCGAAAAAUGGGAUUCAUCGUAAAAAAGAUGGGAGAAGACGGUGCAUGCUUAUUCAGGGCAGUUGCUGACCAGGUCUACGGUGAUCAAGAAAUGCACGGUGUUGUGAGAAAACACUGCAUGGAUUACAUCGCGGCGAAUAAGGAAUUCUUCUCUCACUUUGUUGCGGAGGAUUUCAGUACCUACGUAGACAGGAAGCGACAAGAGUACGUUCACGGAAAUCAUAUAGAAAUGCAAGCCAUGUCGGAGAUGUACAAUCGCAGUGUCGAGCUUUUUUGCUACAGCACUGAGCCUAUCAACAUAUUCCAUGGUAUGCUUAAGAGCGACAACGAACCGAUACGAUUGUCAUACCAGCGUGGUAGUCAUUACAACAGUAUAGUAGAUCCGUAUAAGGCCACAAUUGGGGUUGGUCUUGGUUUGCCAUCUUUCAAUCCUGGCUCGGCUGACAGGGAGCUCAUAUCGGAUGCGGUUCGUCAAAGCGAGGAGUUGCAUAUCGAGCAGACGAUGUUAGAGGACAAGAUAAAGGCCACGGACUGGGAAGCGACGAACGAAGCCAUCGAAGAACAAGUUGCCAGGGAGAGUUACUUGCAGUGGCUGCGAGAUAACGAGAUGCGGAAAGCUUUUUUCGUUCAGCGAUCGGCCAGUAGCAGUAGUACGAGUACGGUAACGAGUGCGGCGCAACACAGUCAUUCGCACUUUCAUCCUCACGGUGGGCGUGGACAACAGCGUGGACACACAUCUUCGCCGACGACCACCCAAGCGAAUCAAGACACGUUGCGAAAUUCUCCUAAGGUAAAUGACUCCAUGCGUUACGGCCAGAGGUCUCCGCAACAUCAGUCGACGCAGGGUUCCAGCGUGGUUCACCUCCCAACGGAUUUUGAGACGAUGGCGACUCCUCAGGAGCCCGUACCAGGUAGUAGCAAGGAGUCUCACGCCUCGCCGGAUAUAUCGUUGUUUAAUCGGCUUCCUCCCGAGGUAUUCGGUUUAACCGACUGGGAGGAUAGUGACAUACUCUCGCAAGUGCUGGCAACUUCGCAACAAGAAUACCUGGACAGCCUGAAACAAUCGCGAGUCUCCGCUCCCAUCGGAGCCGACACCAACAAUCUAGAAUCUAAUAACAGUUAAUUCGUAGGGAGCAAUCGUCACAUCCUUAAAGUUCAAAAAGUGGUCAUCGGAGGGGGAUCCAGAUUUUUACGAUCCGUGACAUCGUCUGUGUUAUCCUCUUCGUGCCGGGGCCGUUGCGACACGACCUGGCCCCGUGUCUCUUCUUUCUCUCGAGCAAGAACAGCUACGUUUGACACGUCCGAUGUCGGUCAGGAAUGGUCUUCGCGAUCAAGUCACAGGACCCUGCGAGCGUACGUAUCGCCAAAUCGAUACCGUACCGGGUUGACGGGUCCCGACGUGUGACUCCAUUGGCAUUUUUUUUCCUCUUAUUUCCCUUUAUUCUUUUUUUUUUUUUAUUUGUUUCACUGUAAAGUAGGUACGUACUUUUUGGUUCCCUGGAUUCUCGUUGAGCGGUCAGCUCCCUCGGGAGUUGGAACUCUGGCUCUCGAGGUAUUCCUUGAAUUAUUUCCGUGCUAUUCUCGGUGCGAUCUCUGGGACUAUCGGAUCUCUCGAGCCGUUCAAUAAGAUUCAGGACUUUAUCCGAUUACUCGGCUUUAGUUUCUUUUUUUCGCCGUAUUUCAUUUCCGAUCCUAACAGUCAUCUUGUUUCUACGCUCCCACUGGGCCGAAUAAAGGCGGUAUUUAUUUCCUCGGCUAGGCGUAACCGUUCUUUCUUGAUGUAACACGAUAGGCCAAAACGCUUUAGAAGACUUGGUUGCAUUAUUUGUAACAAAAUGAAUGAAUAAAAUGAUUAUGACUAACCCAGGAAAA
Molecule: messenger RNA, 2934 nt
Organism: Orussus abietinus
Lineage: Eukaryota; Metazoa; Arthropoda; Insecta; Hymenoptera; Orussidae
Gene: Duba
Product: OTU domain-containing protein 5-B
Exons: 12
Coding region: 437-2185 (582 amino acids)
Biological process (GO): protein deubiquitination
Molecular function (GO): cysteine-type deubiquitinase activity; K63-linked deubiquitinase activity
Source: RefSeq, a predicted model, not a curated record